GCACCUGCGCCGUCUUCCGCGCCCCGCAACAGAGGCUCUGGCGGCCCGGGCCCUCACGGCAACCCCCCUCCGCCCCCGCCAGCCGGACGAGGCCCUGCUCAGCCUCAGGCCCCGCCGCCCCCGAACCAGCCGCCAGCACCCUUCCCCGAAGACGCCCUCCGUGACCUCCUCACAUGGGACAUGCACAGCAUCAUGACGGCCAACAUCCCGACGGUCACCCGCUGGCCGCUCCAGGACGACUUCGCCCUCCGCGCCACCAAAGCCGACCUCAUGGUCAAUCACGCGGACCCGCAGCUUCAAGAGGCCGCGUGCCGUCUUGAAGCUGCGGGAGAGAGGGGCACAGGAAGGCCGCACACACAGCCAGGAGCAGCCAGAAGGUCACAUCUCUGCUGCUGACUGGCCUUUGUGUCUGUCUAUGUCAGAGAUGGCCGCAUUGCGCCAAGACGGCUGACUCCGUCCUGGUGACCCACAAGAAACUUACCAUCGACUUCAUUACGAAAAGGUCAGUAUUCGUUAACACACGGCCUCCUGACACCAUCUGCUUCAUUUGCUUGAGACGUAAUUGUGUGUGGCUGACCAGAUGGCCGCCCAGUGCGUGCGCUUGGUGGAUGCAUCGCAGGCUCAUUUGGUGCCAGAGGAUUGCAUUGCCCUUGAUGAGAGGAUUGCUGUCUGUGUGCCGAUUGGAUUGCCCUCGCACAGCGGAACUUCUCUCUGAGCCUGUAG
This is a messenger RNA of Vitrella brassicaformis, 723 nucleotides long. The record is from the annotation of a GenBank genome assembly. NCBI's taxonomy places the organism in Eukaryota, Vitrellaceae.